This is a messenger RNA of Eutrema salsugineum, 3346 nucleotides long. RefSeq names its product probable LRR receptor-like serine/threonine-protein kinase At3g47570. Lineage: Eukaryota; Viridiplantae; Streptophyta; Magnoliopsida; Brassicales; Brassicaceae. Bases 45 to 3083 code for a protein of 1012 amino acids. The transcript has 2 exons. The record is from RefSeq and is a predicted model, not a curated record. Gene Ontology annotation, molecular function: protein binding; protein kinase activity; ATP binding. Gene Ontology annotation, biological process: protein phosphorylation.
UAUACAGUUUCCUGCAAAAAAAGCUUCAAAAAAAGCUUUUAAGCAUGAGACGAUUGUUUCUUUUACUUUCUUUAUGUGCUCUCAUGUUACUUGAAGCAUACUGUUUUACAGAUGAAACUGAUAGACAAGCGUUGCUCGAGUUCAAGUCUCAAGUUUCUGAAGACAAGAGAGUCGUCUUGUCCUCAUGGAAUCACUCAUUCCCUCUUUGCAACUGGAACAGGGUUAGAUGUGGCCUUAAACACAAGAGAGUUGUUGAGCUAGACCUCAAAGGAUUGCAAUUGGGAGGGGUAAUAUCACAAUCUAUUGGUAAUCUUUCGUUUCUCAUAGCACUUGAUCUCUCUGAAAACUCUUUUGGUGGAAACAUCCCUCAAGAAGUGGGAAACUUGUUUAGACUUCAUUACUUGAAUAUGAGCUUUAAUUUUCUCGAGGGUGAGAUUCCUGCUGGUCUCUAUAACUGCUCUAGAUUGUUGGAACUUGAUUUAUAUUCAAAUCAUGUUGAUCAAGUCUUUCCUUCAGAACUAGAGUCAUUGACAAAGCUUGUUUCUUUAAGUCUUGGUAAAAACAAGCUGAGAGGGAAGCUCCCUGCAUCUCUAGGAAAAUUGACAUCCCUCAAGACUCUUGACAUUGGAUUCAACAAUGUUGAAGGAGGAGUUCCAGUAGAGUUAGCUAGAUUGACUCAAAUAGUGUAUAUUGAAUUAGCAGUAAACAACUUCUCAGGUGUUUUUCCUCCUACUUUCUACAAUAUGUCUUCACUUGAGUGUUUAGGUGUCCUUGGUAAUCGAUUCUUUGGUAGCCUAAGAUCUGAUUUUGGUGAUCUGCUGCCAAAUCUUCGCUGGUUAUCUAUGGGAAGGAAUCAUUUCACAGGAGCCAUUCCAACAACACUUGCCAACAUCUCGAAUCUUCAAAAGUUUGGAAUCAGCCGCAACAGUUUGACAGGAAGUAUUCCACCAAACUUUGGAAAAUUACAGAAUUUGCAAUACCUGUCUUUUCUUGGAAAUUCUUUGGGAAGUCAAUCUUUUGGAGAUCUUGAGUUUCUUGGUGCUUUAACUAACUGCACCAAACUAGAAACUUUAUUUGUUGGUGAAAAUAGGCUUGGGGGUCACUUACCUACCUCCAUCUCAAAUUUUUCUACAAACCUCCACAGCUUAGCCCUUGAUACAAAUUUCAUCUAUGGAAGCAUUCCUCAUGACAUUGGGAGUCUCAUCAGCCUACAAGGUCUUGGGUUAGAAAAAAACCUGUUAACAGGUCUAGUCCCAACCUCUAUUGGUAAGCUUUUAGAAUUAGAGGGAUUAAGUCUCAGUUCCAAUAGUUUGUCAGGAGAGAUACCAUCUUCUAUAGGCAACAUCACUCGGUUAGUCUCACUGAAUUUGGACAACAAUAGUUUCCAUGGAACUGUUCCUUCCAGUCUUGGUAACUGUAGUAACCUACGAUCGUUGAAGAUUGGGUUUAAUAAGUUGAAUGGGACUAUACCUCAAGAAAUUAUGAAAAUCUCAUCCCUUGUUAACCUAAGCAUGGAAGGUAAUUCAUUGAUUGGUUCUCUACCAAAAGACAUUGGACAGCUACAAAAUUUGGUUACGCUGUCUCUUGCGCAUAAUCAAUUAUCAGGACAGCUCCCACAAACCUUGGGAAAAUGUCUCUCGAUGGAACAGCUUUUUCUGCAAGGUAACUUUUUUGAUGGACCCAUUCCAGAUAUUAGUGGGUUGCUUGGUGUUAAAGAAGUUGAUUUGUCUAGAAAUAGUCUCUUUGGCAAUAUUCCUAGAUGUUUUGCAAACUUUUCUAAGUUGCAAUAUCUCAAUCUAUCCAUUAAUAAUCUUGAGGGGAUGGUGCCAACAGAAGGGAAUUUUCAGAAUGCUACUUUAUUUUCAGUGUUUGGGAACAAAAAUCUAUGUGGAGGCAUCAAGGAACUGCAACUAAAGCCAUGCCUUGCGCAAGCAGAACCAAUGGGGAAAAAGCAUUCCUCUCUUUUAAAGAAAGUUUUGAUCAGUGUAGGCAUAGGCAUAGCUUUGGUUUUGCUAUUUUUGGUAGCUUCAUUUUCUCUACUUUGGCUCAGAAAAAGGAAGAAGAACCAGCUGGUCAAUAAUACAACUCCUUCUACUUUGGAGGUCUUCCAUGAGAAGAUAAGUUAUGGAGAUCUAAGAAAUGCAACAGAUGGUUUCUCUUCGAGAAAUUUGAUUGGAUCAGGCAGUUUUGGUACUGUGUUUAAAGCACUGCUUCCGAUGGAGAACAAAGUUGUUGCAGUCAAGGUUCUAAACAUGCAGAGACGUGGAGCAAUGAAGAGCUUUAUGGCAGAAUGUGAAUCACUCAAGGACAUAAGGCAUCGUAAUCUUGUGAAACUAUUGACAGCUUGCUCGAGUAUUGAUUUCCAAGGAAACGAAUUCAGAGCUCUGAUCUAUGAGUUCAUGUACAAUGGAAGCUUGGAUAUGUGGCUACACCCAGAGGAAGUCGAAGAGAUUCGUAGGCCCUCAAAAUUCUUAACACUUCUUGAAAGGCUUAACAUAGCUAUAGACGUGGCUUCUGUGUUGGACUAUCUUCAUGUUCAUUGUCAUGAACCUAUAGCUCAUUGCGAUCUUAAGCCAAGCAACGUCCUUCUCGACGAUGAUUUAGUAGCCCAUGUUAGUGACUUUGGUCUGGCUCGGCUUCUCCUCAAAUUCGACAAAGAGUCCUUCCUCAACCAACUCAGCUCAGCCGGUGUCAGAGGAACUAUCGGCUAUGCCGCACCAGAAUAUGGAGUUGGAGGACAACCAUCAGUACAAGGUGAUGUGUAUAGCUUCGGGGUUCUCCUUUUGGAAAUGUUUACUGGAAAACGACCAACAAAUGAGUUAUUUGGGGGAAGUUUUACACUACACAGUUACACCAAGUCGGCGUUGCCAGAAAGAGUAUUGGACGUUGCAGACAAAUCUAUUAUUCACAGUGGUCUCAGAGUUGGUUUCCCUGUUGCUGAGUGUUUGACAAUGAUUUUGGAUGUGGGACUAAGGUGUUCUGAAGAAUAUCCGACAAACAGAUUGGCAACAAGUGAAGCCACAAAGGAGUUAAUCUCCAUCAGAGAGAGGUUCUUUAAAGCCAAAAGAACAACAAGACGUUAAAGUGUUUAUGGCUUUCUUUACAAAUUUUGCAACCCGCUUAAACGGCUUAAACUGAGGCCGAUAUAGUAUUAUUUUUAUAACCAGUUGUGUUUAUGUUUUCCUUUUCUGAGUGACCAAGAUGGUGUUUCUUAAACUUCCUGUGUUUGUUUUAUCUUUUUGUUUGCAGUUAUAUCUUUUUUUCUUCUUAAGCUCUCAAGUUCUGUUUUUCUUUUCCCUGAAAAAUAGUGAUGCAUGAGCUAAAUCAAGGUCUGAGCUGAAAAUGU